This is a messenger RNA of Oryzias melastigma (Indian medaka), 2661 nucleotides long. It is a transcript of the gene btr30, whose product is annotated as E3 ubiquitin-protein ligase TRIM7. NCBI's taxonomy places the organism in Eukaryota, Metazoa, Chordata, Actinopteri, Beloniformes, Adrianichthyidae. The record is from RefSeq and is a predicted model, not a curated record. Gene Ontology annotation, molecular function: protein binding; zinc ion binding. The coding region runs from base 435 to 2324 and encodes 629 amino acids. The transcript has 13 exons.
CGUCGUGAGCAGGUGUGAGGGGGCGUGUCCUCCUCCAGGAUGCUGUCUCCGGACUCCGCGGCUCCUCCGUUCCCGUUCGGGUCUUUGACUCAGAUCUUCGGCAGAUUAAAACCCGUUGGCGUGUUACCAGCUUGGAGUCGCUGGCUCCGCCCCCAAACUCACCUGACUGCUUCCUGCACCUGUGGACCCGCCCUGAGGACCGCACAAACCUGAGAUUCAGGUUGGAGGCAGAACCGGGAGCAGGUAGAGGAGAGGUCGGUCGCUGCUGCGCUGCCUCAGACCCGGCAGGACCCGCGGAAGUUCACCUGUCCUCAGGUGAGCGGAGACCAGAGCUGCUCUAGCGUCUGCAGCGGGGAUCCAGGUGAUCAGCUCCAACUGAACUCACCUGUCACACGAGGAACGCGCGCGCGCCGGGUUCAGCCGGACUUAGAACCAUGGCGGAGGCUCCAGAACUCUUUUCCGAGCAGGAGCUGACCUGCUCCAUCUGCCUGGACCUCUUCACCGACCCGGUUUCCACUCCCUGUGGUCACAACUUCUGCCAGGCCUGCAUUGGUGGCUACUGGGCGUCCAGCCAGGUGUGCACGUGUCCGCUGUGCAAGCGUCAGUUUGACGAGCGCCCACUGCUCAGCAUCAACAAAGUCUUUGCGCUCAUCGCAGACAAAUACAAAGAGGCGCACUACAGCGCCGCCGGGCUCCCGCCACCGCUCAGGAACAGUUUAUCUGUUGCUAUGAAGAUGGCAGAGGACAGCAGAAGCACCAACCCAUUUCUGUCACCGCCGCCGGAAUGUGAGAAGGUGGCAACCGUGGGCGGUGAGGUGGUGUGGUGUGACGUGUGCACGGGCAUAAAGCGUCCUGCAGUCAGGUCCUGCCUCACCUGCACCGCCUCCUACUGCAACGAACACGCGCAGCCGCACCUCACUACGCCGUUUUACUCCAAGCACCCCCUCAUGGACCCCCAGGAGGCCUUGAGGGGUCGCACCUGCUCCAUGCACCACCGCCUGCUGGAGGUGUACUGCCGGACGUGCAAUCGCUGCAUCUGUGCCAUCUGCGUUCUGGAGGAACACCGGACCCACAAAACUGUCUCGGUCCAGACGGAGCGGCUCAGCAAACAGAAACACAUGGCUCGGACGGAGCAGGAGAUGCUGAACCGCAUCCGGGAGAAGGAGGGCCGCGUGGGCGACGUAAAGAGGAGGCUGGAGGGUGUCCAGAGCUACACGGGCCGGGAGCGCAGCGAGGUGGAGAACCUGCUGGACCAGGUGACGGCAGCGCUGGACCGGAUACGGAUGCAGGUGGUGGGCCGGAUGGAGAGCCAGCUGGACCCUCUGGUGUCCAAGGGGGAGAGGCUGGUCAGCCGUCUGGAGGCGGAGCUUCGUCAGCUGAAUGAGAAACGGGCCGAGCUGGAGGUCCAGGCCAGCAGUCAAGACCACAUCCGCUUCCUGCAGAGUUUUGAAGAAGCCACAGCUCCUCUAGGGGAGGAGCAAGCGGACGAGGAGGAGGAGGACGGAGAAUUCUCCCUCCACUUCCCGUUGGAGGAGGUGAAGAGCGGCCUGGUGGAGGUGAAGGAGAAGCUGGAGGAGAUCCAGAUGGGCGACGGUCUUCCCAGCAGCUCCAGGAGUUCCAGAGACUCCAGAGGCUCCUUUUCUCCAGGGGACCUGAUGGCGGCCGAGAGCAUGAUGAGCCUCAGAGGGAGCACGGCCAGUCUGAGGAAGAGCCAGUGGUCACUGAAAGAUGUCAAGAGGCUCAAACAGGUGUCAGGACACAAGAAGGCUCGCGCGUACAUGGAGGACGUGACGCUGAACCCGGUGACGGCGUACCCGUUCCUGAUCCUGUCUGAGGACCGGAAGCAGGUAAAGCGUGGCGAGAAGCUGCAGUUCUUCCGGAACAGCCAGCACCGGUUCGACGUGUGGUCCUGCGUCCUCGCCAAGGAGGGCUACAGCUCCGGCCGACACUACUGGGAGGUGUUUGUGGGCGAGAACAAGGACUGGAAACUGGGCGUGGUCAGCGAGUCGGCUCAGAGGAAAGGCCUGUUUGACAUGAGCCCUGCCAACGGCUACUACGCCCUCUGGUGGAGCGGGAACCAGCUGCGCGCCCUCACAGCGCCCCCCCUGACCAAAGUGAAAAGUCACCACCCCAAGCUGCGGCAGGUGGGCGUGUUCCUGGACGUGGAGGAGGCUCAGGUGACCUUCUACAAUGUGAAGUCAGGCUCAGAGAUCUACAGUUUCCAUGGAAACGUGGAGUUCACCGACAGGAUGUUCCCGCUGCUGGGAACUGGAGACAAAGAGGUUCCUCUGAUCCUCAUGACCACGCAGCACCACCUGGCCUGACCACCAGGUCCGGACCAUGGCGCCACGACCAGGAUGAGCACGUUAAGGGGGCGGAGCUCGGACAUCAGAGGGACUGUCUGCUUGAGUGAUGCUGAUGAUUAACUCCUGCUCGGGAACACACCCCCAGACUAAAACUGAAUUUGCAUGAACCUUUUGCUUUCAUUCUGUCUGAUGAAGAACGAUGAUGCAGCUCAGAGAGAACCAGAAUCGAACCGAACCAGAGAGCUGGUGCAGUCAGAGCACAGACGAGGAACCAGAACCGUUUUUAUCUGGGUUUAUGUAUUUGUGUAACUCUGUAUCUUCAGGUCAUUAAACUAUUAAAUGCUUUCUGAUUCAG